This is a messenger RNA of Panicum hallii, 606 nucleotides long. RefSeq names its product CASP-like protein 1U4. The coding region runs from base 1 to 606 and encodes 201 amino acids. The record is from RefSeq and is a predicted model, not a curated record. Lineage: Eukaryota; Viridiplantae; Streptophyta; Magnoliopsida; Poales; Poaceae. The transcript has a single exon.
AUGUGCGACGAGAAGAAGUCCGGCGGCGGCGGCAAGUGGCGCCACCCCGUCAGCCUCGUCUUCCGCAUCGCUGGCAUGGGGCUGGCGGUGGCGGCGGCGGCGGUGAUGGCCACGGCGAGCGAGUGCACGGUCUACGGCGACUACUACGGCGUGCGGCGCCCGCGCACGGUGACCUACCGCGACUUCCCGGCCUUCGUGUACCUGGUGGUGGCGGCCUCCAUCGCCGCGGCGCUGGAGGCGGUCGCCAUCUUCCUCGGGGUGUGCAGGAAGGGCAAGGCCAGGAAGGCCGGCGCCGUGCUCGCGCCGCUGCUCGCCGCCGCCGCGCCGGCGCUGCUCUACACGUCCGCCGGCGCGGCGUUCGCCGCCGGCUGGGACAUCUACUACUACAUGGAGCCCAGCGGGCGGCGGCUCAGCGUCUGCGCCAGCAGCGUCGGCGCCCGCUUCUGCGCGCUGGUGCAUGUGUCCAUGUGGCUCUCGCUGAGCGCCGCCGUGGCCGUGUCGCUCGCCGAGUGGGCGGCGGCGGCGCGGGGGUGCGGCGGCGGCUCGGACUCGGACUCGGACUCUGACGACUCCGUCUGCGGGCACGGGUGCCAUUCCAAGCAUUAG